Symbiodinium sp. CCMP2456 is the source of this 4149-nucleotide messenger RNA. NCBI's taxonomy places the organism in Eukaryota, Dinophyceae, Suessiales, Symbiodiniaceae. The record is from the annotation of a GenBank genome assembly.
AUGGCGCUGCUAGCCGAUGCAGCUGGAUUGCCAAAUCCUCGCAUCGAACCUGGGAAAAGGAGCUGGUGGGGAACCCAGAUUUCUGACAUUACCGUCAACGUUGAGAACUUGGAAGAGUCGGAAAGUCAACGCCUGGGGAUCUUGGGGUGCUGCAGCCGGGCAACGGGCGUGCUGCGAAACUGUUGUGUCUGCUGCACCCUUGCAGUCCUGCUACCGGCGAUCUGCUUGGUAUUUGGCAGUGAGCUAGACACGUCGACGUAUCGGCUGGCUGUGAUGGCUGUUGGACUUCUGUUGUUGGCGAUCUCUUGCUGCCUUUGCUGCUGUUCGUUGCGGCACACUUGUUGUGAGGGGAUUUUCAACCUGCCGGAGCCAGCGCCACUGAUACCUCCGCUGUCCAAGACUCCUGGUUCCAGGCUUGAAAUCAAGAAGUUGUUGCUUGUAUACAAUCCCAAUGCUGGGAAGCGACAGGCAAAAAGGAUUCUGGAGGAGAUGGUGCUGCCAGGAUUGCAACGGCGUGGAGUCGAGUGCACGACAAUCGCUACUGAGAGUGUCGGGCACGCUCGUCAUCUGGGAAUGACGCUUCCACUGGCGGACUUCCAGGCUGUUGUGACGCUUGGGGGUGACGGCACUUUCCAUGAGCUGGUGAAUGGCAUGUUCUCACGAGAAGAUGGCAAGCAAAUCCCGGUGAGCCUCAUCCCUUUGGGGACAGGGAAUGGCUUAUCGGCGACACUGCGCCAGAACAUGCAGCGACAGGGUGAGGAGGUGUCGGUCUGGUCAGAAAUGGAUGCGAUACUAGAGUGGUCUCUGGACAGGAUAUGCGGUGGCGACGUUGCUCGUGUCGACCUGCUGGAGGUGGAGGUCAUGAACCGUCGGCUGCUGGCAGUGAUGAUGGUCUAUUUGGGGCUCUUCGCUGAGGUGGACGUCGUCGCUGAGCCGAUGCGAUGGCUUGGGCCAGCACGCUUCGACAUUGCAAGCAUCCUCAUGAUUCUGAAGCAGCAGCCACAGACCCUCAGGUGCAAACUCACCUUCGCGGACGGAACGGUGCAGGACGACAGCUUGUCCACGAUCGGAGCUUGCAUGGGCUUGUGCCAGCAUUUCUCAGACAAGCUCCGGUCCGUUCCGCAGGCGCAGCUCGACGAUGGUCUGGCGGAAUUUUCUGUGCUCUCCUCGGGGGCCACGGUCGACCAGACUUUCGCGGGUUUUCUGAAGCUGCCAAACGGUGCACAUACUGGUGACAAGGAUGUCUGGGACUCCAAGCAGGUCACCAGCGCCGAAAUCAUCUUUGACGGGCCCGGCAUUUUCAACGUCGAUGGUGAGGUUCUGGAGCAUGAUGGCAUGCUUCGCAUCCGCGUUCUGCCUGCAGCGCUUCAGCUGCUCGUCGGUAAGGACGAAGCCUCCUCUGCCGGCCCGGCCGAGGAGGCUGCUUUGCCCACGUGGCGCGCUGACCCGGCACGAUGGCGGAUGCUGCUGCUCUUCAUGUUCGGGUGUAUGGCGAACCAGGCCAUGUGGAUUGGCUUUGCCCCAAUCGAAGCUGAUGUCAUGAAGGACUAUGGAGUAUCUUCAACAUAUGUGAACUUCCUAUCCCUGGUCUUCAUGAUUGUGUACUUGCCGGCCAACUUCCCAGCCUCUUACGCCAUGGACGUCUUGGGCUGCCGAUGGGCCCUGCUAGUGGGUGGCUGCCUCCAGACGUUUGGAGCAGUCCUGAGGUGCCUGCCUGCUGACCCUGUCACCGCCCGGUACCUGGUGAUGGCUGGACAAGCACUGGCUGCUGUGGGACAACCGUUCUUCACUGACAUGCCGCCAAAGAUCGCGGCAGAUUGGUUCCCUGCCUACCAGCGCGUGUUGGCCGAUACGCUGGCUUCGCUAUCAAUUUCUGUUGGUGCGGCCGUGGGAUUCAUACUGCCGGCGACGCUGGGCCUUCGUCAGAUGCUUUACCUCCACCUCGCCUGGUCGGCUUUGUCUCUUGCCCUCACCUUCCUCUUCUUUCGUGCGGCACCGGCCACGCCUCCGAGCCCCAGGAAGCACCACGAGGGCAAAUCCUUCGGCCUGGAACUUGCAGCGGCACUGUCCAACGGCAACUUGUGGUGCCUGAUCUUGUCCUUCAGCUGCAGUCUGGGGUCUUUCAACACCUUGAGCACCCUCGCUGCCCAGCUCGUGGGCCCGUUUGGGUACAGCGCCGAUGACGCCUCCAUCUUCGGGGUGGCUUGCACGAUCUGUGGUGUCCUCGGGGCUCUUGUUAUGUCCGUCAUCGUGGGUUUGACUGGGAAGCACAAGCCUGUCCUCACCAUGUGCUGUGUGCUUUGCGUGCUCUUCGCGCUCCUUGCUGCUCUGACGGUGAUCUACGUGGGCGAUGGACCCGGGGGGUUGGAGCUUCUAGCCUUGGCCUUCGGAGGCCUUGGCUUCUCUGCAAUGCCCUUGAUGCCCAUCUCCUUCGAGGCGGCCAUCAUGGUAAGCCAGGCUGGUGAGGGCACACUGGCCGGCCUCUGCAUGUCCGGCGGCCAGAUCCUGGGCAUAGGUCAAACUUUGAUCCUUGGGCAGCUCCUUCAGAGCGGCCACCCGAAGAUGGCGUGGAUCAUCUCGGGUGGGUUGUUUUGCGUGGCCUUGCUCGCUGUGAGUUUGUUCGCACCGAAAAGCAACUCCUUCCACUUGCCUCUUCCGGAAGAGUCCGAUGUUGAAGCUCUGAAGCACCCUUUUGCUCUUCACUUCCACAAGACAUUGCAAGCAAACCAGAUACUGCAGUUCUUGUGUGGCCUUGUGCAUGCUCCGGCCUCGUUUCCUGGAAUGCCGCGACUGGUCUGCAGUGAAAAGUCCGAUAUGACACAAGUUGGAGAAAGCAAGAACCAUCCGCCAGAGUAUGCCAUCAGCCAGCAAAAGUCGGCCUAUGCGUCCGUGGAUAUGAGAGACAAUGAGCCAUGCUGUGUUUGGACACUUAGCAAGGCCGGAUGCGAGACGUGCGGCACUCAGUGCAUGGCUUUUGUGCGAUGUCGUGGACCAGAGGCAAACCCAUACUUCACCCGUGCAGGGGACGGUGGCGGUGGCCGUGCCUUAACUCAGGCCCGGCCCUGUCUCGCUCUGACGGUGAAGGAAAUGGUCUUCAUGCGGACGAAGUGCAAUCGCAUGGCCCUGUGCCCAGUUAGUACGUACGACGGUAGGACAUUUCUGUCGGAAGCUCAGUUACCAGUUAUCCAGUCCAUGCCAAACUUGGAGGUCCUGAGCCUCAGCGUGAACCAGGUGAAUACCCUCGUGGAUCUUCAGCACUGCCCGAAGCUCUCGGAGCUGUAUCUGAGGAAGAACGAGAUCAUGGACCUGUCAGAGAUUCUGUAUCUCAGACAUCUGAGGCGCAUGAAGGUCCUCUGGCUGGCGGACAAUCCUUGUGCCGAUCUGCCGUAUUACAGACAGUACAUCUUGCAUCACCUCCCGAACCUCACAAAGAUUGACUCAGAGGACGUCACAGAAGAGGAGCGGCGAGAUGCGCAGAUGAUCGACUUUGGCGGGGUGGAGACCAAUCCAGUGGAUCGAGCUCAUGCUGGAGGUGACUUCCCGUACCAGGAAGAGCUUGAAGCGUUGCCAGAUGCAGGCGAGCACCUUGCAAUGGAGCAGGGGAAUUGCAAAAGGACGACGCACCCAGGGCUCAAGAGGCCGCCGGCAGCGCGAUGGUCUCACAUUGCGCGUUUGCUGGGAGAAAGCCGAAGAGUCCCCUUCUCGACGUCCGCCGCUGGCCAUGGAACCAAGGUGCAGUUCCGAGUUCGUUGGAGGCGCUCCGUGGUGCACGAGCGUGCCCUUCCACCGCGAGAGAGUGCAAUCGCUGGAAGCUUGGAUUGUCAGGAGGACUUGAUAGAGCAGCGACGCCUGCCACCGCAGAGGCUGGCUGACGCAUCCGAGUGGGCUCGUGUCAGCCACAAAAAGACAGAAGGCAUGUGCAUUUGCCAGGAAGAACUCGCCACACGAUCCUGGCGCUGCAGCCAGGCCAAGAGCGUGCAGGCCUUCAAGCUCGACGAGACAGUGAGAUUGGGUCGCCAUUUGGGGACCCUGGUCGAGGAGCUCGACCGCCUAUCGAAGGGCAAGGUCGACCUGCAAACGCGUGGGCUGACGGGUGCCGCGCUGAGCAAGCGGGCACCGGCACCUCUCCGCAGUCUGAAUCCGCCCUGA